GAACUUCCUCGCCAUCGCAUCGUUCUGGGCGAGGAGGUGGGCAGCGGUGCUUUUGGAUCGGUUCACGAGGGUGUACUACGCAUGCCCUCCACCAACCAGCGCGUUCGCGUGGCCGUGAAAACGCUCCGAAACGAGGGACUCGACAACACCGUCUUGGAGGAGUUUUAUCAUGAGGCUACCAUGCUGGCGCAAUUUGCCAACGAGCCACGCAUCGUGAGUCUUCUCGGUGUGGUCACCCUUGGUCGCCCAUUGCUGAUGGUCAUGGAGCUCUGCGAAAAGGGCGCGCUCGACGAGUGCCUGCGCAGCUACUUCUUCAAGGACCAAGAGCUCUCUUGGGUCGUCAAACUUCGCAUGGCGGCCGAGGUUGCCGACGGCAUGAGCACAGUUGCAUUGGCUGGUGGCCUACAUCGUGAUUUGGCCGCGCGCAAUGUGCUUGUGACCGAGGACAUGCAUUGCAAAAUUGCCGAUUUCGGCAUGUCCAAAGAUCGUCGUUACUACAUGACCAAAGGCAACCGUCUUGUGCCUGUGCGCUGGGCUGCUCCAGAGGUGUUGAAGGAUCAAGUCUACUCCACAGCUUCUGAUGUCUGGUCCUUUGGUGUUCUGAUGUAUGAGAUGGCCAUGAAUGCGGCAUCCUUGCCGUACGCUUCCAUGAGCAAUCCUGCCGUUCUGAUUGCUGUGUCUGCCGGGUAUCGCCUCGAGCGACCGCCUACGUGCCCGUUGGUGGUCUACGAUAUCAUGCGUUCAUGCUGGCUUGAGCGACACGAACGCCCUUCCUUCAGCGAGCUGUAC
This is a messenger RNA of Monosiga brevicollis MX1, 789 nucleotides long. RefSeq lists its product as uncharacterized. Gene Ontology annotation, biological process: positive regulation of kinase activity; cell surface receptor protein tyrosine kinase signaling pathway; multicellular organism development. The transcript has 4 exons. Gene Ontology annotation, molecular function: ATP binding; transmembrane receptor protein tyrosine kinase activity. Gene Ontology annotation, cellular component: signaling receptor complex. The record is from RefSeq and is a predicted model, not a curated record. The annotation marks the transcript as partial. NCBI's taxonomy places the organism in Eukaryota, Choanoflagellata, Craspedida, Salpingoecidae.